This is a messenger RNA of Aspergillus saccharolyticus JOP 1030-1, 291 nucleotides long. RefSeq lists its product as uncharacterized. NCBI's taxonomy places the organism in Eukaryota, Fungi, Ascomycota, Eurotiomycetes, Eurotiales, Aspergillaceae. The record is from RefSeq and is a predicted model, not a curated record. The transcript has 2 exons. The coding region runs from base 1 to 291 and encodes 96 amino acids.
AUGAUGUACUCGUCCAAAUUCCUCCUUGCCCUCUGCCUUACGGUGGGUCUGGCUACUGCCUUGCCCAAGGUGGGAUCGACCAGCGAGUUGGAUGGCGAUCUCUACAAUUACAAGCGGGCUGAGGCUGAGCUCGACGGGGAUCUGUACAACUACAAGAAACGCGAUGGGGCGGAGUUAGACGGGGACUUGUAUAACUACAAGAAACGGGAUGGAGCAGAACUUGACGGGGACUUGUAUAAUUACAAGAAGCGGGACGGAGCGGAGCUCGAUGGGGAUCUCUACAAUUACUAG